Molecule: messenger RNA, 3067 nt
Organism: Bombyx mori (domestic silkworm)
Lineage: Eukaryota; Metazoa; Arthropoda; Insecta; Lepidoptera; Bombycidae
Gene: UBL3
Product: ubiquitin-like protein 3
Exons: 4
Coding region: 389-760 (123 amino acids)
Source: RefSeq, a predicted model, not a curated record
CUUUGUAUGUGACCCAAGCAGAGUGCAUGCGCGGGGGAGUGCGGCCGGAGGGACGAAAUACAUCCCUCGCCAUUUUCCGUCAAGCCCAAGUCAGCCAAUCUCAAUCAAGUUACAUUCUGUCAGAAGUCGUGUUUGUGUCGUGUUGUGAAAAAUUAUUAGUGUUGAUGAAUAUCAAUGGGAAAUCGUGUUAAUUACGACUCCAAACGAUGGGUCGCUUAUUGUGUUUGUGCUUCUGAUAUAUCUUUCGAGCUGUGAUGAUGGCCAAGUGAUUUGGUAGAGUGAAGUGUUUAUGUCGUAUGCUGGGCUCUCACGGUUGCAGUGAGAUCCUUUCUCUGGAUAAAUCGUGUGCAACACGACGUCGGAUCACAGAAAAGGAAGCUGAUACACAAUGUCGGCAAAAAAUAUACCCGGAGAUAAGAUCAACCUACGACUGAUCCUGGUUUCCGGAAAGACGAAAGAGUUCGUCUUCAGUCCCGUCGACUCGGCCGGCGACAUCGCAUUGCACGUCUACGAUAAUUGGCCCGAAGCUGACUGGGCAACGGAAUGCGUGUCUCGCGCCGAGAUCCUGCGACUGAUCUACCAGGGUCGCUUCCUGCACAGCUCGGUGACUCUGGGCGCUCUCGGCCUGCCCCUAGGGCGCACCACGGUCAUGCACCUAGUGCCGCGCGAACACCUCCCGGAGCCUAACUCUCACGAUCAACGACAGAAAAGUAAAGGUGGUUCAAGCAGUUGUUGUUCGGCGUCGUGUUGCAUAUUGUAAUGGACGAUUGUAAAAGCGAAAAGGCAAUACGUGUGCAGCGAUCGGUGCGAGCGAGACGGCGACAGGGCCACACCAAGGACUCAUGUGUUCAGUGAUAUAGACGCCAGCAUCCAAUGACCCCUAAGCCCUCAUUCGCACGGGCGUUUUAAAAACGUCGCGUUAAAACUCGGCGUUGGCGCUUUUAUAACGUUCUCGAUGUGACGUAAUCUGUAGCGCCCAACGCUUAGAGCUCAAAAUGCAACACUGCGCGAUAAAAAAGCGUCGCGUAUUAAAAGCGCUAUCGUAUGAACAUAUACUAAGAAAUGCAUCUGUUCUAUUUGAACGCUUUUUUAACGCGCGCUAAAAAAACUCUCGUGCGAAUGAGGCCUUAAUGUAUUAAAUCUGGGCACGAAAUUAAAUCGAUACAUUGAAAAACAAUAUUCGCACAUACGGUUCUAUAAAGUCGUCACUUAUGCAAUUUUUGUUAAUACUGAAAUGAGUAUGAGAAAAUACAUUUUUUAAUGGUUCUUAUUAGUGACAACGAGAGAGAUGUUUACUUUUACUGAUGAAGUUUCUAGUUUAAAUAUUAUCAUUUUAUUCCUAUAGCCUAGCAGAAUGAUAUCAGAAUUAUAUAAUAACAAGUUGAAUUUACCAACGUUUUUCCUGAAAAAUUACAUAAUUUGCAUGAGUGACGUUAUCGCACCGUAUGAUAAUUAAAAAAAAAAAAACAUAUUCGAUUUUUAAUUUCGGCACAAAACCGACCAAACGAACGCACAUCACUAGACGGAAGCUCCGACGACCAUCUAUCUAGCUAGGCUGUAUCGUUGGUGUUUAUUGGUGGGGAAUCGCUACUAGCGCCGCGGCUCGUUUAGGGAUCGAAACUAUCUUUAAUCAUAUUAAAAAUUAUUUAGUAGUUAUUCGAUGUACGUAUUCGACACGCAAGUUAAAACGCAUAGAUUUUUCCGGAUGGUUCCUACAUUAACAAAAAAAAAAAAACGUCUAUCUAACUUCGAGUAGGUACCCGACCGCCGAUGUCGUUUAUAAUUCAUUAGUAUUAUAAUUAUUUAGAUCGUCUUAAAUGAAUUUAUAAGAAAGUUACAACGGAGAUAAUUUAUAGAUAAAUAAUAAUGAAAUGACAAAUUAUUUAAUUGAGAAAGCAAUAUGAAGCGUGUACAUUUUCAUUUUCUUAACUGCAUUGUAAAUAAUUGAAUAGUUUUUAAUAAUAAUUAUAUUAUUGUGAGUACGUUUUUCGGGACUUUGUGAUAGGCUCAUGCAAUAUGUUCGAUUUGUUUUGUAUAUGUAAUAUAUAUAUAAAAAAAUAUGUAUUGUAAUUAUCCCGCGUACUACUCGAGUUGUUGGCUCACGGUUCGUUGUCCGUACACGGUGUUUACUCGGAGGAAACAUGUUUGUGGUUACACGGCGACCGCUUCACAACUCGAACUAAUCGAAAUAAUAAUAACAAAGUAUACAUCCGGCACUAGAUACAGUUAAUGUUGCUAUUAAGUAAAUACAUUUAUGUAUUAGAGAAUUCGCGAACAUUCGGGCUACGAAGAAAAUUGUAUGUGAAAAUGUAUUGUUUUCGUGCUGUUCACGACCGUUACCAGAGAUUUAAAAUAAAAUAAAAACACGCGCUAAUGUAAAUACGAAGCUUUUUAUAUAUUAAUUAAAUAUUACACAUCACACGUUAUAAUGUAGAAUAUAAAAUUUUACUAUUUUUAAUUUCGCAUUUUAAUAAUACUAUUAUUAUGUUCUUAUGUAUUAUUCUUUUUUGAACAUGUUUUUCAUCUAGAUUUGAAAUUGUUUGGCUUAGCCUCAAUAUUAUUUUGUUUUAAGCCCAUUAAUUUGAAUUUCUUGGUAAAUUUGUAUUUGUUUUCCUUUUUUUUUAUAAUCUUUCCGACGCAAUCUUAACUUUGAAAAUACGUAUUUAUAAAAAGUACAAAUGAAAUUAUUUUACAAAAAGAAAACAUGAAUUAAUCUCGAUUCUUAAACUAAUCGAGCAAUAUUCUGAUUUCUCUAAAAAAAGGGUACAUUAUUUGCAUGAUGUUUUAACCCAUUAAUACAAUUUAUCUUAUAAAUAAUAAAAUCAUUAAACAGCCAUAUAACCGACUGAAAAAGAUCUUGCCAUUCAAAAUUAAAAAUCUAAAGUUGAAUCUAAAAGAGUGAAUGCAAUUAAAUUAUUAUUUUUAUUACGAAUUCGUUUACUGGUGUACUUUUGAUCCGUAUGAAUGACAUUAAAAUUUGGAUGCACUGUUUCAGUUGCUGUAUGUAUGUAUUUGUUAAGUUGUGUUAAUUAUAUUUUAGUUUACAAAUAAAUAUGAUUUAAAUUUU